Anthonomus grandis grandis is the source of this 3130-nucleotide messenger RNA. It is a transcript of the gene Su(dx), whose product is annotated as E3 ubiquitin-protein ligase Su(dx). The transcript has 14 exons. The record is from RefSeq and is a predicted model, not a curated record. Gene Ontology annotation, molecular function: protein binding; ubiquitin protein ligase activity. The coding region runs from base 434 to 3016 and encodes 860 amino acids. Lineage: Eukaryota; Metazoa; Arthropoda; Insecta; Coleoptera; Curculionidae. Gene Ontology annotation, biological process: ubiquitin-dependent protein catabolic process.
UUGUGUUGUGCAAAGAGUGCAAAGUUUUAGCAAGGUGCUUAAAAAUGGUGGAUAAAGGAAGUGUUUUACCUAAAUUAUUGUUAUUUGUUUGUUUUUACUGAUAAUUUAGCUCCAUCGGCGUUUUUUCCGAUUUAAACCACCCUUAUGUGCACCGCAUUUACAACAAAACUUGUUUGUUUUUUUUUCUUUGAACGUUCUCUGAAACGUCACCACGGACUAGCAGUUCCCAAUCCCCAAUAUUAUUUUUACAAUUUGAUUAUAUAGCAUUUGUGAUAAGAUUUAAACCCUCUCAUCUUUUAUAUCGAACAUUUCAGGUAUUUCUGUUUGAAAAAUACCAUAUUUUAGAACAUGUGUUAGAAAUUUACAGAAAAGACAUUCUUUGUAUAAGCCUUAACUAAAUUUAAAAGUGUGCCAACUUUUACAGCUCAAGAAAAUGGAUCCACUAUCAAGUCAAACUGGAGCAACUAAUGGAGGAGUGGGAUAUCAUCAAAUUUGUAUUACAGUGGAAUCCGCUCAUUUAAGGACCUCGUCCUUUAUAAAACCGAGUCCAUAUGUAGAACUAACAGUAGAUGAACAAGCUCCUAGAAAAACUGAAACAAUAAAAACAACUAUACAACCAGUUUGGAAUGAAACUUUUCCUCUGUUGGUGACUCUUCAGUCAAAAAUCCAUUUUGCUGUUUUGGAUAGGAACAAUUUCCGAAAAGACACUGUUGUUGGUGAAAAGACGGUGAAUCUUUAUCAAUUGUUGGUUCAUUCUGAGGGCAGGGAAAGCCUAGAUGUCACAUUGGACUUAAUGAACAACAAGCAAACAGAUUCUCCGGUAAAAGUGGGGGAAUUAAUGUGUGUGUUUAAAGGGAUGCAUAUAGAUGUAUCUACUAGCAACAGCAGAAGAAGAGAGGUUCUAGCAAGGCGUUCUAGUUAUAACUCUAUGAACCAAACGCAGAGCGCAUACUCCGACAACUCCUCUUCUCAAGGGCUUAAUGGUAUAAGAAUAAAGCCCAAGCCACAACAAGGCAGUGAAAAUACAGAACCCACUACUUCAAAUGUUCCACGAGCCGGCAGACCGGAGAGGCCUGCCCCUACUCCUCCAACAGUUCCUCCUGUACCAGUUGGACAGGCACCUAACAUGCCAAUUAUAGAACCUAUGCCUACAUCUGUUAGUAAUAAUAAUAUAUCAAAUGGUAAUAUUGGUCCUCCUGCCUCUUUACCGAACGGUUCUGUUAUGCAACAAGAUGACCAACGACAAGAUGAACCACUACCACCUGGUUGGGAAAUGAGGCUAGACACAUAUGGCAGAAGAUACUAUGUGGAUCAUAACACAAGGUCUACAUCAUGGGAGAGGCCACAGCCUUUACCUCAAGGUUGGGAGAUGAGAAGAGAUCCAAGAGGAAGAGUUUACUAUGUGGAUCACAAUACCAGAACGACCACUUGGCAACGACCCAACUUAGAAAGAUUGCAGCAUUUCCAACAGUGGCAGGGACAGAGGCAAAAUGUCGUACAACAAGGUAACCAAAGGUUUUUAUAUCCACAAUUUCAAGCUGCUCCCACUCCUGGGCCAUCAUCCACGGCACCAGAUGAGGAUGAUGACGGUUUAGGUCCUUUACCUUCAGGUUGGGAAAGGAGGGUACAGCCAGAGGGGCGCGUGUAUUUCGUAAAUCAUAAGAAUCGAACAACCCAGUGGGAAGAUCCUCGUACCCAAGGACAAGAAAUUGGUGAUAUUGAUGAGUUGCCUUUACCACCUGGAUGGGAAAUUAGAUAUACUGAAGAUAAUAAGAGAUAUUUUGUCGAUCACAAUACAAAAACAACCACGUUCGACGAUCCAAGGCCUGGUGCACCUAAAGGACCCAAGGGUGCGUACGGCGUGCCGAGGGCAUACGAACGUUCAUUUAAGUGGAAAAUUAGUCAAUUUAGGUUCCUAUGCCAAAGCAAUGCCUUGCCAAGUCACAUAAAAAUCCAGGUAUCCAGACAGACGCUCUUCGAGGAUUCCUUCCAUACGAUAAUGCGACUGCCUGCUUACGAAUUACGCAGAAGGCUUUACAUAAUGUUUAAAGGUGAAGAAGGGCUGGAUUACGGUGGUGUGAGUCGUGAAUGGUUCUUCUUAGUGUCACACGAGGCUCUAAAUCCGAUGUAUUGCUUGUUCGAGUACGCUAACAAGAAUAACUACAGCUUACAGAUAAAUCCUGCUUCGUAUGUGAAUCCCGAGCAUUUAACUUAUUUUAAGUUUAUCGGGAGAUUUAUAGCCAUGGCUCUUUACCACGGCAGGUUCAUCUACUCCGGAUUCACCAUGCCAUUUUAUAAAAGAAUGCUGGGGAAGAAACUAGUAAUGAAGGAUAUUGAGAGCAUUGAUCCGGAGUUUUAUAACUCGUUGGUUUGGAUAAAGGAGAACAAUAUUGAUGAGUGUGGGCUGGAACUUUUUUUCAGUGUCGAUUUCGAGGUAUUAGGCCAAGUGGUCCAUCACGAACUAAAGAAAAGCGGUGACGGUGAACGAGUUACUGAAGAAAACAAAGAGGAAUAUCUCACCUUAAUGACCAAUUGGAGAAUGACCAGAGGUAUCGAACAACAAACUCAAGCUUUCCUUGACGGAUUUAAUGAGGUGGUGCCGAUCGAAUGGUUGAAAUACUUCGACGAGAGAGAGCUCGAACUACUACUGUGCGGUAUGCAGGAGAUCGAUGUUGACGACUGGCAAAGACAUACAAUUUACAGGCAUUAUACGAGGAACAGCAAGCCGGUGGUGUGGUUCUGGCAAUUUGUGAAACAAUCGGACAACGAAAAACGUACCAGAUUACUGCAAUUUGUAACGGGCACUUGUCGCGUGCCUGUAGGAGGUUUCGCCGAACUAAUGGGUUCGAACGGACCACAACGAUUCUGUAUCGAAAAGGUGGGUAAGGAUUCCUGGUUGCCUCGGUCGCAUACCUGUUUUAACCGGCUGGAUUUGCCCCCGUACAAGAGCUACGAUCAGCUCGUCGAAAAACUGACGUACGCCAUCGAAGAAACCGACACGUUCGGACAGGAGUAAGUUAAAAGAAAACGGAGCAAAUCUGCUCUUUUCUAUAAAAUAUAUGGCGCGGCGACUUUAGUAUGUUUUUAUACAUUUAUGUACCUGAUUUUAAAUAAAGUGUAAACACCUGAA